Wickerhamiella sorbophila is the source of this 981-nucleotide messenger RNA. RefSeq lists its product as hypothetical. The transcript has a single exon. NCBI's taxonomy places the organism in Eukaryota, Fungi, Ascomycota, Dipodascomycetes, Dipodascales, Trichomonascaceae. Bases 1 to 981 code for a protein of 326 amino acids. The record is from RefSeq and is a predicted model, not a curated record.
AUGGACUCCACAUUGUUCAAACAGUACCUACUGGCCGGUUGUUUUAUACUGAGCACCUUGCUGCCUGUUUUUGUCUUUUUAUUGAAACCUAGAAAGAAGGUGUUUUCGCCAGAGAGCCGCAAGAGAUUUCGGCAAGUGUGUGAUGCGAAGAGGUUGGUGUUGUUCCACAAAACUCGGCGCAGCAUUCCACCCUUUGAGGGACAUGUAUUCAAGCGACUCGAGACCAUACUUGGCGAUUUAAGACCGGCUUUGGCUCAAAUCCGUACUAUCGAAACGGCUCUGCGCGCUGCCUCACUGCAUUGGCUGGAAUCGGUUCCAAGCCAGUCUUCCUCAACCGUGUCACAGUCGUCGUCCAGCCUUUCAUUCAUUCUAGUUGACGACAAGAGCAACCCGGUCGUUUGGUCAAGCUCGCCCGAAAUCAAUUGCACGCCUAGUCCCCCAGUUGCUGAGGAAAACCUGAAAGCUUGUCUCGUUGCCAUCAAAAUUGGUCUGGUUCAGCUGAUGUCACUCAUGCGGGCGGAUCUAAGCAACUUCGAGGAGAAGCACGAGGUUGCAAGCGCCGUAGACGAAAUUGUUCAGCUACAUCUGUCACUCAUAUUGAAACAGCCUACUCUACAGGCACUAAUUUUGAUCUUUCUUGCUGACUCUCUGCGCUUUCUCGAUACGUUUCUAUCGGUCCAUACGUUUGUGCUUAUAGUUUCGAGCUGCAAAAACGCCAACGGAGACCCAAAUAAAGAAGCUUUAUAUGCAAUUUGUGCAAGUGUAUUCCCAGCGUUCAUGCCAGGCUCAGAGAUUGUUGAUGAAGUGCUCUGUGAAUCGCCCUUCAAUUAUUCGUUGUGCAGCCUUUUUGCAGAUUCCAGAUACUCUGCAAAGUACCUUUUGUCGCUCUACUCGAGAGCUGCCAAAUCCUCGCCACCAGAUUAUGAUAUGAGCCUUUUCGUGGCCAAAAAAAGGCUACAGAGUAUCUACAAGAAAAAAUAG